This is a messenger RNA of Toxotes jaculatrix (banded archerfish), 7711 nucleotides long. RefSeq names its product bromodomain and WD repeat domain containing 3 (gene brwd3). The coding region runs from base 158 to 5530 and encodes 1790 amino acids. Lineage: Eukaryota; Metazoa; Chordata; Actinopteri; Toxotidae. Gene Ontology annotation, molecular function: protein binding. The record is from RefSeq and is a predicted model, not a curated record. The transcript is spliced from 40 exons. Gene Ontology annotation, cellular component: nucleus. Gene Ontology annotation, biological process: regulation of cell shape; cytoskeleton organization; regulation of transcription by RNA polymerase II.
ACACAAAGCACCAGGUGGUCUGGAAACAACUUGAGAAAGGAGGAGGCCAUUCACUAGCCUGUUUUAGCUACACACACCUAGCUACUGUUAGCUAGCCGGCGGCUAACGAGCAGGCUAAAACAGCAGUUUGUCUUAAUGUCGCCUGUCUUAUCAAGUGAUGGCAAGAGAACAGUGUUCAGAGACCGAAGCUGAACUGUAUUACCUCAUUGCCAGAUUUCUUCAGUCUGGGCCUUGUAAAAAAGCAGCACAGAUUCUGAUCGAGGAGCUGGAGGAGUAUGAGUUGGUCCCUCAGCGAUGGAGUUGGGACGGGCAGAAAUACAAACGGACCUUCCAAGAUUGGGUGAUUUUGAACCAGCACAUUCCUGCGGACUAUCUGCUUCGCGUUUGUCAGCGGAUAGGCCCGCUGAUAGAGAAGGAAAUCCCUCCAAGUGUUCCUGGAGUCCAAACACUUCUGGGGCUGGGAAGACAGUCCUUGCUUCGUACCACCAAAAGUUGUAGCCACAAAGUAUGUAGUGGCUCAGCUGUUGCUGCCCUCCACCGAGGACGUCCACCAGAACCCCCAGUCAACAAUGGAAAUGCUCCCAAUGUUGUGUCCAUCAUGGGUGCUCGCCAGGCCACAGGCACCACUCGUUUUGGCCAGGCCCUGCCGUCUUCCACCUACCAACACAUGAAGAUACACAAACGCAUCCUUGGCCACCUUUCCUCAGUCUACUGUGUAGCAUUUGACCGCACCGGUCGUCGAAUAUUUACGGGUUCAGAUGACUGCCUGGUGAAAAUCUGGGCCACAGAUGACGGCCGGCUCCUGGCAACACUCCGCGGCCACUCAGCAGAAAUCUGUGACAUGGCUGUCAAUCAUGAGAACACGCUCAUAGCCUCUGCCAGCUGUGACAAAGUCAUCAGAGUGUGGUGCCUGCGUACCUGUGCACCCAUCAUUGUUCUGCAGGCCCAUGCUGCCUCCAUCACGUCCAUACAGUUUUGUCCUGCUGUCAAGGGCACAACACGUUACCUGGCCUCCACAGGUGCAGACGGCAUGGUGUGUUUCUGGAAGUGGCACUCACUCAGCAUGAAAUUCAAUGAUCAACCAGUCAAGUUUGUUGAGCGGUCACGUCCAGGAGUACAAGUCUCCACUUCCUCCUUCAGUAGUGGUGGCAUGUUCAUGGCUACCGGUGGCACUGAUCACAUGAUCAGGGUCUAUUACCUUGGUGCUGAAACUCCGAUGAAGGUCUCCGAGAUGGAUGCCCACACUGAUAAAGUUGUCGUCGUCCAGUUUAGCAAUAACAGUGACAGCUUAAGGUUUGUGAGUGGCAGUCGUGAUGGCACGGCCAGGAUCUGGCAUUACCAGCAACAAGAGUGGAAGAACAUCACUUUAGACAUGGCUGCCAGGCUGCCUGGGAGCACUGUUGCCAAUGGGGAUGAUAAAACCAAGCUGGUGGUGACCAUGGUGGCCUGGGACCGUGCAGAUAGCACAGUCAUCACAGCAGUGUCUAACUACCUUCUCAAAGUGUGGAGCACAACCUCUGGACAGCUGCUGCACAUUUUAUCGGGUCAUGAUGAUGAGGUGUUUGUGAUGGAGGCUCACCCAUUUGAUUCCCGCAUCAUGCUGUCUGCUGGCCAUGAUGGCAACAUUUACAUCUGGGACCUGAGCAAAGGAGCCAAGAUCCGCAACUUCUUCAACAUGAUUGAAGGGCAAGGCCACGGUGCUAUUUUUGACUGCAAGUUCUCAACUGAUGGGCAGCAUUUUGCCUGCACUGACUCACACGGCCAUUUGCUCAUUUUUGGCUUCGGCUGCAGCAGACCAUACGAGAAGAUUCCUGACCAGAUGUUCUUUCACACGGACUACCGACCUCUUAUUCGGGACUCUAAUAACUAUGUCCUGGACGAGCAGACACAGCAGGCCCCUCACCUCAUGCCUCCACCUUUCUUGGUGGAUGUUGAUGGGAAUCCUCACCCUUCUCACUACCAGCGCUUGGUGCCAGGAAGAGAGAACUGCAAGGAGGAUCAGCUGAUACCUCAGCUUGGAUACAUGGCGAACAGUGAUGGAGAGUUGGUUGAGCAGGUACUUGGCCAGCAGACGGCAGAAAACGGAGAAAGCCUAUUGGACAAUCUCAUCAGACAGUUACAGAACGAGCAGGAUGAGCGUCAGAACGCAGAACAGCAGGCUGAAGAGGCAGGGGCAGAAGUGGUGGAAUCCUCUCCUGCUGUUGGACCACGCAGAAGUGGGCAAGUGGACGGGGUGUGGCAGAUGCAGCAUAACGCCCUGCGUAGUCAGGUGGCUACCGAGAGGGACCUGCUGGCCUGGAGCCGCAGGGUGGUGGUCAAUGAAGUGCCGCAAGGGACAUUCAGAGUUUUGGAGGAGUGCAGACAAGCCAAAGGCGACAUGGAAUGUUCUCUAUACAAUGCCGAGAGGAGGAAGAAACCAGUAAUCUGUACACCCAAGAAUGAGCCACUGACUUCGCGCCUUCGCUCCCUGCGGCCGACCAAGAAAAAGCAGCAGCGCCAUGCCUAUCAGACCCGCUCAGCUCAAGUCCGCCGUCCUGGGAGCAGGACUCGAAAUCCCAGCAGCCGACGUCAUUCUGACAGCCACAUAGACUCUGACAGUGAUGGAGACGGAGCAGAACAAGCGGAGCAAAGUGAUGGCUCUUCUGACGGCGAAGCUCAGUGGCAGAGUGAAAGCAGCUCCAGUGACUCUUCCAGUGAAUACUCUGAUUGGACAGCCGAUGCUGGGAUCAACCUCCAGCCACCGAAGCGACCGACCAGGAGACCCGUACAGCCUCCAGGUUACAGCAGCUCUGAGGAGGAAGAAGGCGACGACAAGGCAAAGGAGGCCAAGAAGAGGGAGAGUGAGAAGAGGAAGAAGCCCAAGGAGACCAAACAGAAACCCACGUCCUCUCUGGCUGGGCUCGAUGCAGAGGAGUGGCUGCCGCCAUCAUGGAUAAUGGAAACCAUUCCACACCGCUCUCCUUUUGUUCCGCAGAUGGGAGAUGAGCUCAUCUACUUCAAGCAGGGCCAUCAGGCUUACGUCCGGGCUGUCCGAAGGGCCAAGGCCUACAGCAUCAACCCUCAGAAACAGCCGUGGAACAGACUCAACCUCAGGGACCAGGAAUCUGUAAAGGUGGUUGGAAUCAAGUAUGAAGUGGGACCUCCGACUCUCUGCUGCCUAAAACUGGCUUUCUUGGACCCAGUCUCAGGGAAGAUGACCAAUGAGUCUUUCUCUUUAAAGUACCAUGACAUGCCCGAUGUCAUAGAUUUUCUGGUACUGCAGCAGUUUUACAACGAGGCUAAAGAGCACAACUGGCAACCAGGUAUGAGGUUCCGCAGCAUCAUUGACGACGCCUGGUGGUUCGGCUCCGUGGAGGACCAGGAGCCUCUGCAGCUAGAGUAUCCAGACAGCCUGUUUCAGUGCUACGUAGUAAAGUGGGAUAAUGGUGAACAGGAGAAGAUGAGUCCCUGGGACAUGGAGCCUAUUCCUGAGGAAGCUGCACUGCCAGAACAGGUUGGCGAUGGGGUGGAGGUGGCAGAGGAGGAGCUUAAGGCUCUGCUCUACACGCCACAGGAAGGCGAAUGGGGGGCUCACACAAGGGAUGAGGACUGUGAGAGAGUCAUCCAUGGCAUCGAUCAGCUCCUCACGCUGGACGUAGCCAAGGCAUUCUCGUCCCCCGUAAAUCUGCGGGACUACCCUCUGUACUGCACUGUGGUGGCUUACCCCACUGACCUCAGCACCAUCCGCAAACGACUGGAGAACCGCUUCUACAGGCGGAUCUCUGCAUUAAUGUGGGAGGUGCGCUACAUUGAACACAAUGCCCGCACUUUCAACGAACCCCAGAGCCCCAUUGUAGCAGCCGCCAAGGUGGUGACUGACGUUCUCCUGCACUAUAUCGGGGACCAGAGUUGCACAGACAUCUUGGAUCUGUAUCAUAGACUGAAGUGUGAGGUCAGCAGCGGAGAAGAAGCUGAGGUUGAGUUGGACGUGGACUCUGACACUCCAGGAACAUCAACAGGACAUCGGGGAGGAAACCCGAAUUCUAAGAAGCGUGGUGUGGUUUUGGAUGUGAGGGCGUGGCAAGGUCAAUGUCGAGAACUGCUGCGUCGAAUGGUGGUCUCCUCAGAUUCAGAACCGUUCAGGCAGCCGGUGGAUCUCUUUGAGUAUCCGGACUAUCGGGACAUCAUUGACACUCCCAUGGAUCUGGGCACAGUGUCAGAGACGCUGGUUGCGGGGAAUUACGAAAACCCGAUGGAGUUUGCCAAAGACAUCCGCCUUAUUUUCAGCAACUCUAAAGCAUACACACCUAACAAGAAAUCACAGAUCUAUAGUAUGACCCUCAGCUUGUCGGCCUUCUUUGAAAAACACAUCAUCUCCAUCAUCUCCGACUACAAGUCGGCCCUUCAGAAUGAGCGGCGGGCUCGUCAGCGGCUCAGUUACAGGAACAGAUUGCACAACGGAGGCAGUUCCCCGCCUGUUAGUCCAUCCCCAAGCCCAAAAGGGAAGCACAAGUCAGGGAAGGUGUCCAAGCCAAAAAAAUCCCAGACCUCAACGAAGAAUCGUUCUCAGAGACCAUAUCAGGCUCAACAAAGCAGCAGUGUAGCAAAGGAAGAGGAUGUCCAGCCUUCUUCCCCAAGUUCAGGGACGAGCAGCGAGAGCAGAAACCAUGGGCCGCUUCGAGUGACCCGCAGCCAAGCAACUCCGGUGAAGAAGUCAGGGCACCAGAGUAGUUUGCAUCUGAGCAACGGCUCCAGACAGCGGCCGAGGCGAGAGGCUCUGCAGUCUGACAAUGACGAGGACGCAUCCGGAUCCAACAGCUCCUCGUCAGAGUCAUCCUCCACCUCGUCGUCGUCCUCUUCCUCGUCAUCGUCGGACAGCGAGAACAGCUCUGACUCUGAGGGGGAGAAGUACGUGGAAGGCGGAGAUCACGACUACAGCAAAGCCCCCUGCCUGUCAGUACGCCCGUCAGCUAAAGGUAAGGUGGCAGCCUCAGGGAAAAGGAGACACAAAGGAGGAGAUGACAUGGCACAGAGACCUAAAAGAGCACGAGUGCAGCUGCCAGUAGAGGAAGAAGAGGAGGAGGAGGAGGAGGAUGAUGAUGAUGAGGAAGAAGAGGAAGAGGAGGAGGAGGAGGACGAAGAGGAGCAGGAAGAGCAGGAGCAGCAGCAGCAGCGGGGGGUUGUAAGACAUGAAGAGGAGGAGGGAGAAGAAGAAGAGGAGGAGGAGGAUGAGGAGGAUGAGGAGGAAGAGGAGGAGCCCGAGGAGGAGGAAGAACCUGAGGAGGAGGAUGAUGACAACACUGAUGAGGUGCAGAGUAGGGCUGCAGCCGCGACAGCAGCAGCUAGCAGUCCGAGAGGCAACCAGUGCAAGUCUCGGCGGGUCAACACGCGCAACCAAGGCCGCAGGACAGUUCUGUACAGGGACGACUCAGAGGAUGAUGGCCAUGGGUCAAAGGAAGACCCCCUCAACCUGGGCAUGUCCCGCUCAGGACGGGUACGCCGUAUGACUGAGAAAGCUCGUGUCAGCCACCUCAUGGGUUGGAGUCACUGACACAUCGCCCCUUUUCAAACCUCAAUACAAAACAUAAGUAAUACUUCAGGGAUUUUUUUUUCUUUCCUUUUGUACAACUGUGUAUAUAUAAUAUAUAAAUAUAUAUAUAAAUGAUUUCUUUUUAUCUGAGACUGCUUUUGACUCUCAAACUGAUAGCUGGUGCUCAUGACAUGUUGCCAAGGAGUUUUCAUCCCUGGUGGACAGAGCUACUGUUCAACACGGACCCUCUCCUACUGGACUAACUCACCUCGGCCUUACUGCUCGCUGGAGGAGCCUUUGAGACACGGCGCUGCUCUUCUCCCUCUCGUCCUGUGCGUUUUAACGUCCAGUGCUCUAACACUAGCAUCUACUCCUCCUCAUCCCUCCCGCAACUUUUCUUCCUCCUGGACACCAAAGAAGGAUGCGGAGAUGCCAAAAAAUGGUGCUCAUAUUUUACUUGUCUGUCUUUUGAUUUCUCGAGUAAUACGGCAAAACUCUCAUGCCAGCGGUCAGUAGUUCACUCAGGACCGUAGUGAGAGACGCGCAGUAUCGCUCAAGGUCACUGAUGUCAAUGUUUUUUGGUACUUGGUCUUUUCCUCACAACCACAAGCCUUAGUUUUUAGAGCUCACAUCAUUCAGAUUUUGUUCUAUUUGUGGCUGGAGGCAAGACCAGUGUAGUUUGGGGACUAGCAAUACUGGGGGAAUAAGUGGCUUGGGUCAGUAGAAUACAGUACCAUAGUAAUAUGCCUCUUGACGUCCUUGGCCUGUGAAUGUUAAAUGUUUUCCAUGCUUGUUUACUGGUCUUGACUGCUUUUUGGCUUUUGGACUCAGUUAUUUAGUUAGAAUUUGGUGCUUUUCUUUUUUUUUCUUUCUUUCUUUUUUUUUUACAUGAUAUUUCUUUUCUUUCUUGGGUUAAAAAAAAAAAAAGCCACUGCAUCUUGUUUGUAUUUGUACUGUUGUGCUCCCCUGAUGGAUCAGACCCGCAUCCGUUCAUGCGGUCGCUUCCACGGCACCUUCUCCACACAGCAUGUGCAAAAGCAAAAAGGGUCCCUUGGCCAACUCACUUCCACAGAAAUAUUUAUUUUUCCAUUGUAUUAUACUUUGGUUACUUUAACUGUUUCGUACAUUAAUAGUGAUGCGGAAAAGGAAAUAUUUGCAUAUUUAUCUACUACAAGUGGCAGCUGAGUAAUAAAGAUAUUAGAGAAAGAGAAAUGAGACAAACCUCAUGAUUUUUGUGUAAAAAUGUUUUGAACUGUGCCAGCACACUCUCAAUUUAGUCCUCUUUUUUAUUUUUUUAUUUUUUUUAGUUUGAAUACGUAAAACAGGAUAUAACUUGGAACCUCUUUAAACCUGUGUGUGGUGAGGCUGUAGGUCUCACCUGAUUGGCUUUCUUAAUCUUGUUUUCUUUUGACCUAAAGUGAAGGUAGCAACCUCAGAUCAGCCCUUUGUUAGUGUGUUAUGCUGUUUUGUUUUUUUUUCCUCCGCUUGUUUCCGACCAUUUAUGAACUGAUGGUGUUUUUAGCUUUGGAUAGAUCAACUUCACACAUGAUGGCUAUUUUCAUGAUAUUAUACAAUCAGGUGUUUAGUUGGUAUCAGAAUCACUGUGUCUAGUCUUUCCACCUAAUCUUAUAAUCAUGAUCUCUGACCGAUCAGUUCGUGUUUCUGUAAUCUCCCGCUGGAAUUACAUCAAAAUGGAUGCAUCCGAUUUUGUUGCACCAGUAAUGUUUACUUUAAAGCGUGUGCGGUGGUUGGUUGGUAAAUCACUUGAGGGGAAACCAGAACAACUGACUCACAAAUUCUCAUUUUAACACUGGGUGCUCUAAUCCAAACACACCUCCUCACCACUCUGCCUGUGCGCGGUCACUGACGAGAGAAAGGAGGUUAGGUUGUUUUUUUGUUUUGUUUUUUUUGGUUAUGUUUUAUUUUUUAUUUGGGGAGGCUGAAGAGUUUGGUUAGGUGUCAGGUGCUCAGAGAUAACACACAACAAAUCAGCACCUUCGGGUGAUCUGAGUGGCAGCAUUAAGUGGCACCUUGAAAUUACUGUGGUUGAGUGUGAGAAGACUAUGAUUCACAUUUUGGGAUCUUAUUUUCAUAUAGUAGAUGGCUCUUAGUCUCUUAGUUGAUGACAAAUACAACAAUAUCAUUCUACUGUAGGUGGAAUAAGAUUAUGUGACUGUCUUUUAUACACAAUGUUUUGAUUGU